CUGGUGCCUAUACGGGGUACUUCCAUACAGACCAGCAUGGAAUAUGUACGGGGGGGAUUUAAUUGCUAAGUUAACCAUGCGCCACACUAAUCAUGGGGGCCAGCUUAAUUGGGAUAAUUAUCGUAACAAUCCAAGAGGGUCCGAGGGUCGCAGAGUUCGUCGUUUACCAAUCGUCUAGCCAUACACAUAGCGAAUUCCCCAAGAACCCUAACCGUAGGGCGAGCCGAUCGUCACGAUCGGAUGUACAGCCACAAGCCACAGGCAACCGCCAGCUCCCGCAGCCCGAGUCUUAUGUCAUAGUUGAAGCGACUGGGAAAGUUGGGAACGGAAAGCCCGAAUCCAACGCAACUCGACUCAGCUGUCCAAUUUUCACCCCCCGCCCCUUGGCACUUCCGCCUUCUCUCUUUCCCUCUUCCCGUUCUAACAUUUCCACAAUCCCUCCCCGAUCGUUCACCCCUACCCCCCGCCAUCAUGAGUUUCAAGGGCUUUCAAAAGAGCAUCGUGCGAGCCCCGCAGCAGUUCAAAGUCAAGUUCAACAUCGGUGAACACACCAAGGAUGUCGUCUAUACCGAUGCCGAGCGUCGCUUCGACGAGCUCGAGAAAGAAACUAAGAAGCUACACGAUGAAUCCAAGAAAUACUUUGAAGCCAUCAACGGCAUGUUAAGCCACCAGAUCGAGUUCUCAAAAGCAAUUGCCGAACUCUACAAGCCCAUCUCCGGUCGUGCCUCCGAUCCCGACUCCUACAUAUUUGAAGGCAACCCCGAAGGCAUUCAAGCCUGCGAAGACUAUGAGACGAUCGUGCGGGAACUGCAGGAAGCCCUCGCCCCGGAAUUGGAGAUGAUUGAAAGCCGAGUCAUCAGCCCCGCUGAUCAGCUGCUGGAGGUGAUCAAGGUGAUUCGCAAAGUCGCCGUCAAGCGCGACCAUAAGAAACUGGACUACGACCGCCAUCGCGCCUCGUUGAAGAAGCUGCAGGAUAAGAAGGACAAGUCGCUCAAGGACGAGAAGGCCCUCUACAAGGCGGAGAACGAUGUCGAACAAGCGACUCAAGACUACAACUACUAUAAUGAUCUGCUGAAGGAAGAGCUUCCCAAGCUAUUCCAGCUCGAGGCGGAGUUCAUUCGUCCGCUAUUCCAGUCUUUCUACUAUAUGCAACUCAACGUCUUUUACACUUUGCACGAGAAAAUGCAGGGCAUGAACAUCAGCUACUUCAACCUCAAUCUUGACGUGGAGGAGGCCUUUGAACAAAAGCGUGGCGAUGUCCAAGAGCGCGCCGAGGCACUGGUUAUUGUACACUUCAAGACGAAGGGACUCGGUCGGGCUAACUCGAAGGUGGGCUCGCUGAAGGCCUCCGAAGCCAAGGCCGGUCGUGGACGUGCAUCUUCGACCGCUUCCGAUCAACCUCCUCCUCCAUACUCCUCUGCUGCCUCCCCCACGGGCAGCUUCUCCGCUGCGGCUAAAAGCAAGCCUGCCCCGCCACCUCCACGGGCAAAGCCCGCGCAUCUCAGCAAGCCCGUUGAGAAAGUGGUUGCUCUUUACGAUUACGAGGCCCAAGCCCAUGGCGAUCUCGGAUUCUCUGCUGGCGACGUGAUCGAAAUCAUCACCCGGACGGACAACCAAAAUGAGUGGUGGACCGGUCGAGUCGACGGUCGGGAAGGUCAAUUUCCAGCAAACUAUGUCCAGCUCCAAUAGCAUGUGGAGACGAUUGCCCAUGUUCAUUUUGUAGCUUCCCUACUUUAUAUUUUCUGUUUGUCUCGCUAUUCUGCUUCUUGGCGCAUCAGGGUUCUAUAAGCAUCAGGGUUCUAUAACAUAGAGCGUUCAGUGUGUACAUAACCUUCGUUUCUUAAUGUCUUGCUAGUUCAGCCUUGCGGAUAUGCUGGUGUGAAGCCGAUCCGACGUCGGACCCUAUUAUCGUCGGGGGUACAUCCUACCGACAUAAUCUACUCCUUUUCUUCUCAUGACAAUUGGUAUACUCUGU
Molecule: messenger RNA, 1975 nt
Organism: Penicillium brasilianum
Lineage: Eukaryota; Fungi; Ascomycota; Eurotiomycetes; Eurotiales; Aspergillaceae
Source: the annotation of a GenBank genome assembly